CCAUACAUGUCCCUACUAUAAACACAAACAGACCCCGAAGGAGCCAUCUUCAGGUAUAAAUACGAGGCAUUGGCCUGCUGUAUUUCCCUCAUCAUCAACCAGAACACAGCAGCCUUCGACCACCCAUCCACUCCUUAUUCUCAUACUAACCUAUCUACAGGAAACCAAAACCCGCCAAAAUGCGCUUCACCUACCAAGCUCUCGCUGUCUUCAUCAGCUCCCUCCUGGUCAACAGCGCCGCCGCCCACGCUUGCGAGAGCAGCGCUGUCUGGCCCGACCCCGCCAACUGCCACAAGUUCUACCAGUGCAACCCUGGCACUGAGCCCGCCCACAAGGAGUGUGGUGCUGGCACUGCCUUCAACCCCAAGAUCAGCACAUGCGACUACGAGCAGAACGUUCCUUCUUGCUUCAAGGACCCCCACCACCCUCGUCCUUUCCACGCCUAGAUGGCGAACCUUACUUUUCCGACCAAAGUCACUCCUUUAACCGAUAUGUUUUGAGUAUAGGUGUAAAGGCUUAUACUGGGGACAUUUAAUUUCUAAUGUAUCUCUAAUUGGGGGGUUCUACUAUGCAAUACUUUGAAAAAGUAGAUAAAUUUGUUGUCAGAUCUGUUUAUCUUGUAUCAUCUAUUGAAUGUACUAUGGUCAUCCAAAUACUGCUGCAUAAUGUGUC
This is a messenger RNA of Aspergillus vadensis CBS 113365, 672 nucleotides long. RefSeq names its product carbohydrate-binding module family 14 protein. The record is from RefSeq and is a predicted model, not a curated record. Gene Ontology annotation, cellular component: extracellular region. Gene Ontology annotation, molecular function: chitin binding. Bases 180 to 446 code for a protein of 88 amino acids. The transcript has 2 exons. NCBI's taxonomy places the organism in Eukaryota, Fungi, Ascomycota, Eurotiomycetes, Eurotiales, Aspergillaceae.